GAGAAUAAAUCAUAGACAAUUUGAGACAAACGCCAUUUAUGUCAAACACGUUCUUUUUCCUUGAGGAGUUGUUAGAGACACGUGCGUAAGCUGCGCCGAAAACUCAAAAAUAAUUCAAAAUGAGUGAAGGGACAGCAACUAUUCGUACCCGUAAAUUCAUGACCAACAGAUUGUUGGCCCGCAAGCAAAUGGUUUGCGAUGUUCUUCAUCCAGGCAAACCGACAGUCAGCAAAACAGAAAUCCGUGAAAAGUUGGCGAAAAUGUACAAAGUAACACCCGAUGUAGUUUUCGUGUUCGGUUUUAAGACAAAUUUCGGAGGUGGAAAAUCGACUGGAUUCGCUUUGAUCUACGACACAUUGGACUUUGCCAAGAAAUUCGAGCCCAAGCACAGGUUAGCGCGCCAUGGAUUGUAUGAAAAGAAGAGACCUACACGUAAACAGCGCAAGGAACGCAAGAACAGGAUGAAGAAGGUGCGUGGUACCAAGAAAUCUAAAGUUGGUGCUGCCGCUAAGAAGUAAUGUGAUGGUGUAGGAGUAAGUUAAUAAAACC
Messenger RNA from Leptidea sinapis, 549 nucleotides. RefSeq names its product 40S ribosomal protein S24 (gene RpS24). Gene Ontology annotation, molecular function: structural constituent of ribosome. The record is from RefSeq and is a predicted model, not a curated record. Bases 120 to 518 code for a protein of 132 amino acids. NCBI's taxonomy places the organism in Eukaryota, Metazoa, Arthropoda, Insecta, Lepidoptera, Pieridae. The transcript is spliced from 2 exons. Gene Ontology annotation, cellular component: ribosome. Gene Ontology annotation, biological process: translation.